Messenger RNA from Cetraspora pellucida, 1353 nucleotides. NCBI's taxonomy places the organism in Eukaryota, Fungi, Glomeromycota, Glomeromycetes, Diversisporales, Gigasporaceae. The record is from the annotation of a GenBank genome assembly.
AUGAGCGAAUCGGUGCCAACGGACCAAUCGAAUAUUAAAGACGAACGUCUUGCAGACAAAGAGGAACAAAAGGAAGUUGACCUGAAGAAAUUUCCUGCCACUGCAAGCGGUGUCAUAGAUGCUUAUCCAGGGUUAAAUAACCAAGACCUCCAAAACGGAAUUCCUGUUGGUUUAGCAUUCGGUUCUAUACCUUUCCUCCUUAAGUCCAAUUUAUCAUAUUCACAAAUAGGAGUUUUUUCUCUAGCUACAUAUCCAUAUUCACUUAAAUUGCUAUGGUCUCCAAUUGUGGACGCUAUAUAUUCAAAACAAGUUGGACGCAGAAAAAGUUGGAUAAUACCUAUUCAAAUAUUAACUGGAUGCCUAUUUUUUUGGCUUGGGAAUCACAUAGAUAAAAUGCUCGAGGAGAAACCAGAUGUCUAUACCUUGACUAUGUUGUUUUUCACUUUAAUAUUUUUUUCUGCAACGCAAGGUAGUAAAAAUAUUGCAGUUGAUGGCUGGGCUUUGACCUUAUUAUCCAAAAACAGUUUAUCUUAUGCUUCCUCUGCACAAACUAUUGGGUUGAAUACCGGUUAUUUUUUAUCUUUUACUGUUUUUCUUGCGUUCAAUUCUGCGGAAUUCAGCAAUAAAUAUUUUAGAAGUGAGCCGAGUGUUGAAAGUAUUCUGACGCUUGGGUCAUACCUAUCUUUUUGGUCUGUAGCUUAUUUCGCAGUGACAUUGUGGUUAAUAUUUGUCAAAAAAGAGGAUUCCUCAUAUUCCGACGAUGAAAUGGACAUUGCAACUGUUUAUAAAACAAUAUGGGAUAUUUGUAAAAUGCCCCAUUUACGCAAAUUUAUUGCGGUACUCUUAGUGUCAAAAAUUGGUUUCAUAGCAAAUGAAGCUGUGACUGGACUUAAGCUACUAGAGAAGGGAUUCAGCAAGGAAGAUUUGGCUUUGGCUGUUUUAAUAGAUUUUCCCUUUCAGAUCGUGUUUGGAUAUUAUGCUGCUAAAUGGAGUAAUGGUAGUGAGCCUCUGAAGCCGUGGAUAUACGCUUUUUACGGGCGACUCAUUUUUGCUAUUGUUGGCAUGUUGGUCGUUCUUAUGUUUCCUUCCGAUAAUGAGAUAUCUGUUGGCUUUUUUUUAUUUGUGAUUCUUAGUACCCACGGUUCAAUUUGUCAGCAUUUCGGCAUUCAUGGCAUUAAUUGCCGAUCCUAUGAUUGGUGGGACAUACAUGACUCGACGUUUAGCAAUCUGGGUGGUACAUGGCCUCGCUUUUUUGUUUUAGAAGCAGUGGACUAUUUCACUGAAGCUGUAUGCUAUAAUAAAUCGAACCCGCAAAAUACAUUGCCACCAAAAGCAUGGAAGUUAAAAAAGUAA